Anolis sagrei ordinatus is the source of this 1952-nucleotide messenger RNA. RefSeq names its product pancreatic alpha-amylase. Gene Ontology annotation, molecular function: cation binding; alpha-amylase activity. Gene Ontology annotation, biological process: carbohydrate metabolic process. The record is from RefSeq and is a predicted model, not a curated record. NCBI's taxonomy places the organism in Eukaryota, Metazoa, Chordata, Lepidosauria, Squamata, Anolidae.
GUUCUUUUUAGGAAUGCUAUCUAAUCUAUUCAGAUGAGAACCUGAGCAUGAGAGAUCACCUUGAAUCUUAUCCUUGUCUAUGCAUUUGAAAUUGUUAGCCAGAGAAUUUGGUUUGUUAUCUUCACCUGUUAUGUUGUUUAAACCCUCAAAUGGAAUGACCUUUGAUUACAGGGAAAUAACUAAAUAAAACCAAUUGUGGGUUGAAUGUCUCAUGACUGACGUGUACUUUGAGCUGCAGCAGGAACAUAUAAACAGUUGCCGAAAUCAGCAAAGUAAACCACAGAGACUAAAUUGAUCUGAACAGCAUGAAGAUUUUUUUCCUCCUAGUGGCUUUUGAGCUUUGUUGGGCUCAGUACAACCCAAAUACAAAGACUGGAAGGACCUCUAUUGUCCACCUCUUUGAAUGGCGUUGGGCUGACAUUGCUCUGGAGUGUGAGCGCUAUCUAGCACCUAAUGGAUAUGGUGGAGUUCAGAUCUCCCCUCCAAAUGAAAACAUUGUCAUUACAAAUCCAUGGAGGCCAUGGUGGGAAAGAUACCAGCCCAUCAGCUACAAACUAUGUUCACGAUCUGGGAGUGAGAAUGAAUUCAUAGACAUGGUCACCAGAUGCAACAAUGUUGGAGUGCAUAUCUAUGUUGAUGCUGUAGUCAACCACAUGUGCGGAUCUGGAGGUGGAGAAGGCACACAUUCUACUUGUGGAAGCUAUUUUAAUACUGGUACCCGUGACUUUCCUGCUGUCCCUUAUUCAGCCUGGGACUUCAAUGAUGGGAAAUGCAGAACUCAGAGUGGAGAGAUUGAAAAUUACAAUGAUGCUUACCAGGUCCGUGAUUGUCGCCUUGUUAGUCUUCUUGACCUUGCUCUGGAGAAGGACUACGUGCGCUCCACAGUUGCUAACUUUAUGAACCGCCUGAUUGACAUUGGAGUAGCAGGAUUUCGAAUUGACGCUUCCAAACAUAUGUGGCCUGGGGACAUGAAAGCAUUUUUAGACAAGCUAAAGAAUCUGAACACAAGUUGGUUUCCUGAAGGAACAAAGCCAUUCAUCUUUCAAGAGGUAAUUGAUAUGGGUGGAGAGGCCAUCUCAGCCAGUGAAUACUUCGGAAAUGGCCGGGUAACAGAAUUCAAAUAUGGUGCAAAAUUAGGGACAGUCAUUCGUAGGUGGAAUGGAGAAAAGAUGGCUUAUCUAAAGAACUGGGGUGAAGGUUGGGGUUUCAUGCCUUCUGACAAAGCUCUGGUUUUUGUGGAUAAUCAUGAUAACCAGAGAGGACAUGGUGCUGGAGGAGCUUCCAUUUUGACUUUUUGGGAUCCUAGACUCUACAAAAUGGCAGUUGGUUUCAUGCUUGCUCACCCUUAUGGUUUUACACGAAUCAUGUCAAGUUUCCGUUGGUCAAGGAAUUUUGUGAAUGGAAAGGAUGUUAAUGACUGGAUUGGACCUCCAAGCAAUUCUGAUGGCUCAACUAAGUCAGUUACCAUUAAUCCAGACACAACUUGUGGCAAUGAGUGGGUCUGUGAACAUCGAUGGCGUCAAAUAAGGAAUAUGGCUAUUUUCCGUAAUGUUGUUGAUGGACAGGCAUUUACCAAUUGGUGGGACAAUAACAGCAAUCAAGUGGCAUUUGGUCGUGGCAACAAAGGAUUCAUUGUCUUUAAUAAUGAUGACUGGAACUUGUCUGAAACACUCCAAACCGGCCUUCCUGCAGGCACAUAUUGUGAUAUCAUUUCGGGUGAGAAGGAGGGGAACAGCUGCACUGGAAUCAGAAUUGACGUCCAAGGUGAUGGCAAAGCUUAUUUUCAGAUCAGCAACAGUGCUGAAGACCCCUUUGUUGCAAUUCACGUUAAUGCAAAAUUAUAAUUCUGCCCAGACAAAUGUUCAUCCUUGAUCUGGCUUUUCUAAACAAUUGGAGUGAUGCAGAAUAAUACAGAAUUUUUAAAAUAUAGAAUAAAUGGCUGUAAUGUUCAA